Messenger RNA from Spirodela intermedia, 564 nucleotides. The record is from the annotation of a GenBank genome assembly. NCBI's taxonomy places the organism in Eukaryota, Viridiplantae, Streptophyta, Magnoliopsida, Alismatales, Araceae.
AUGAUAGAGAGGGUGCUGAAGGUGCACAACAUGCAGAAAACCCUGGCGAGGUUCGAGGAGCACCGGGAGAUGGUGAAGCAGAGGGCCUCCAAGCUCCCCAAGAAGCACCCCCGCUGUCUCGCCGACGGCAACGAGCUCCUCCGCUUCCACGGCGCCACCGUCGCCUGCUCUCUCGGCGCCGGUGGCGCCGCCAGCGUCUGCUCCGCCGAGGGCUGCAGCGUCUGCCGCAUCAUCCGCCAGGGCUUCUCGGCCAGGGGAGGGACGAUCGGGGUCUUCACCACCUCCACCAGCGGGAGGGCCCUGGAGGCCAUCGCCGCCGCCGGCGAUGGCGGGGGCGCGGCCGCUGCCGCCGGCGGAGGGAGAAAGGCGUUGGUGCUGUGCAGGGUGAUCGCCGGGAGGGUGCACCGGCCGGUGGAGGACCUGCGGGAGCCGCCGCCGCUGGCGGGAUUCGACUCGCUGGCGGGGAAGGUGGGCCUCCACGCCAACAUCGAGGAGCUCUAUCUGCUCAACCCGAGGGCCCUGCUCCCCUGCUUCGUCGUCAUCUGCAGGCCUUCUCCUUCUUAG